This is a messenger RNA of Scedosporium apiospermum, 2349 nucleotides long. RefSeq lists its product as uncharacterized. The record is from RefSeq and is a predicted model, not a curated record. Bases 1 to 2349 code for a protein of 782 amino acids. The transcript has 3 exons. Lineage: Eukaryota; Fungi; Ascomycota; Sordariomycetes; Microascales; Microascaceae. Gene Ontology annotation, cellular component: cytoplasm. Gene Ontology annotation, biological process: signal transduction; regulation of GTPase activity.
AUGGGUCGCAAGCCAGCUCCACAACCGCUAACCCUGUCUGAUUCGGCGGCGACCCCGGCGGAUGCUUCUGACGUUCGCCAAACCAUCAGACAAGUCCAUUCACCGACCGCUGCUGCUGCUUCGACAAGAUCUCCCCGAUCUCCCCUCUCCCCCUUUCGACUAAGCCCCAAGAGAUCCCCCCGUGAUCGCGAGAAACAAUCGUCCGACACUGCUCCUAGACCUCGGCAGCUUCGAAAGAACAGUCCUAGCUCAGCCCUGACCAAAGACAAAUCGCAAGCCCAGGCCGCAACUCAGACCCAACCUCAAUCCCAUGUUCGUAAUCGGAGUCAGAGCCCGAGCCCUGUUCGCCCACAACACGACCCUACCAUAACCUCUGUCGAAGAAGCCACUUCUCCAUACCUUCCGCUCGCUGCCACUCUCCACCAAGCUUCUCAAGAGCCGGCGACGUCGAUGCAGCGCCAGCCACUUCCGCCCGUGAUCAAUCAGCCCCCGGAGAAAGACGAGCUGCGGUAUCAGGAACCUCGAGCACCCAAGAGCAGCGGUUUCUUUUUCAGUUUCCACAAGUCGAGCAAGUCGAGUAGCGGUCAGCGUUCGAAUUCUCCCACUUCACAGCAGUAUCUGUAUCCACACGCGCAGCGACCGAAGCAGCAGCAGCAACAACAACAACAGCAGCAGCAGCAGCAACAGCAGCCACCCGGGUCCAGUGGAAGCGAGACCAUGUCACGCGGGCCGGAAAAUUCUAUGAUGCCCGCCAAGGCUUCUCAGUAUCCAGAUGCGUCGUAUGCAGAUCACUCACUUCAGAAACCAAACCCCUCCUUACCUUCCAAAUCCGAUUUGUCGCUCGCCUCCUCCACCGACUACGAACCUGCUCCUCCACAGCACCAGCAAGCGCAAGCCGCUUCCAAGAAGGGCAAAUCCAAGCCAUUCGGCCUUUUGGGACGAACAAAGUCACUCCGCGACAAGGAUCGAGACGCCAGCCCGAGGUCGCACUCGCACUCACGCGAUCGAUCUCGAGAACCAACACUCCCUCCGCCUGUCAAACUCUACGACCAGAACCAGGUCGAGCGAUCUUUCUCCUACGGGGUCCAGACUCCCAAGACGGCGCCGAUGCAGACCCAAGAUAGGUCUUUCCGCGAAAUAAUGACGUCGGCCUCGCGCAAUCGGUCGGAAGACCGGGCAGGGUAUCGUGACGUUUCCAACAAGGAGAAUCAGAACCACAGAGAAAAGGACCAGACGCGGACGCAACCGUCCUCUGUACGCGAAAACGGCGGCGGCAGCACAUUCUUCAGCGGCCUCAAGAGCUCUUCGACGAGAGCGGCUGACAUGAUUCGCGGUGGUCUUUUCGGCAAGGCCCAAAGAAGCGCCCUGGCGUCCGAAAAGGAACCUGUUGUUGAUGACGAGCAUUAUGUUGUCAAGGUCAUUAACCUACCGCUUAUCGAGCAGACUAGGCUCACGCGCAUUUCCAAACGGCUGGAGGAUUCUCGAGACAAGACUGAAUUCUGGAUGCCCGCGUUCCCCUGGCGUGCGAUUGACUACUUAAACUACAAAGGAUGCGACGUCGAAGGCCUGUAUCGAGUACCUGGUAGUGGCCCUCAGAUUAAGAAAUGGCAGAGGAAAUUUGAUGAAGAAUAUGAUGUCGACCUCUUUGCCCAAGACGAUCUGUACGAUAUUAACAUCGUCGGCUCGAUGCUUAAGGCAUGGCUUAGAGAAUUGCCGGACGAGAUCUUCCCGAAGGAAGCGCAGGAACGUAUAUCUCGGGAGUGCGCUGGCGCCGAAACCGUCCCUCAAAUGCUAAUCGACGAGCUCUCCGAGCUACCACCCUUCAACUACUACCUCCUCUUCGCCAUAACCUGUCAUCUAAGCCUCCUGCUUGCGCAUUCCGACAAGAACAAGAUGGAUUUCCGCAAUCUCUGCAUUUGCUUUCAGCCCUGCAUGAAGAUUGACGUUUUCUGCUUCAAGUUCCUCGUUUGCGACUGGCGCGAUUGCUGGAAGGGCUGCAAAAAUGAGUCCAAGUACAUUGAGGCAGAGUACAUGCUCUUUGACCAACCGCCUCCCCGUGGUCUUGCCGAGCCUAAAAAGCCUGUGCAGGAUGAGCAACCGGUAGUAGAAGAACGAGCCAUCUCCUCAUCAGAUAGCAGUAACAAACCGCCCAGCAGCCAAGACGGACCCAAAUUGCGGUCGAAGAAGAAGAAUAAUCUCCAACUAUUGGAAACCAAUGGCAGCAAUUCUUCCUCUACGCCGUCUAUCAACCUCACCGUCAGCAACGACCGGGAGGUGCCCAGCGCCACCACAAACACCGACUUACGUCCGCUCUCACCUAUCAAGCCUUUGUCGCCCUUGAAUUUUUGA